AUGGACCCAACGGGGCCCUUGAACAUCAUAUAUUUGGAUUGUCCCCAGGAGGAUUGUCCGCAGGAGGAUUGUUCGAAGAACGAUUGUACCCAGGAAGAUUGUUCGAAUAAGGAUUGUCCGCAGGAAGAUUGUUCAAAGGAGGAUUGUCCACAGGAAUUUUGCUCGGGAGAAGGUUGUUCGAAGGAUUGUUCGAAGGAUUGUUCGGAGGAGGAUUGUCCGCAAGAAGAUUGUUCGGGAGAAGAUUGUACGAAGGAGAAUUGUCCGCAGGAAGAUUGUUCGGAGGAGGAUUUCGAGGAGAAAGAUUAUCCGGAGGAAGAGGAUUGUCCGCGGGAGGAUUGUUCGAAAGAGGAUUGUUCGAAGAAGGAUUGUCCGCAGGAGAAUUGUCCGCAGGAAGAUUGUCGACAGGAAGAUUGUUUGGAGGAGGAUUGUCCGCAGGAGGAUUGUUCAGAAGAAGAUUGUCCACAGGACGAUUGUCCGCAGGAAGAUAGUUCGGAAGAGGAUUGUCCGUAG
This is a messenger RNA of Ochlerotatus camptorhynchus, 510 nucleotides long. RefSeq names its product keratin-associated protein 4-9-like. The record is from RefSeq and is a predicted model, not a curated record. Lineage: Eukaryota; Metazoa; Arthropoda; Insecta; Diptera; Culicidae. The transcript is spliced from 3 exons. The coding region runs from base 1 to 510 and encodes 169 amino acids.